CACUAUCUCAUGCUUAGUAGCUGGAGGAGAUUAUUUGGGGGAGUUGUGACGUAACCUGGAGCUAAGCAGAGAGGAAAAAAAGCGUCGAUCCUGUGUGAGGAACACACACAGGGAUAGAGAGAGAGAGAGAGAGAGAGAGAGAGAGAGAGAGAGAGAGACAUUCAUGCCUGCAAGUGUUUGGAUCAUUACAGAUUAUGUGAUGGGAGAACAGACUACAUAGAAACAAGCCAGAUCUUUGCUCAGUUUGAUUUGAGAGAAAAAGUCACCCACGCUGACUCUGGUUUCGGAACCCCAAAAAAAAUGUUUUCAGGAGCCGUGACGCGCAGGCGAAGAAGAGCAGGGAUUAUCCAAGAGAUGCAUAGUUCAUGAAACCCGACAGUUCUCGUGCGUAAAUGGCAAGAGUUGCAUUGGACUGAAUCAAGAGGGAGAGCGAGAGAGUGGAGGGGGGGCGACAGAGAGGGAGAGAGGGAAAGUGACGGAACGACGGAGCAAUAUAGUGAGGAACCGAGAGAGAGAGAGAGAGAGAGAGAGAGAGAGAGAGAGAGAGAGGCUGCAAGGCGACUUGGUUGGCAGUAGUUGCCUCUGCCUCUCCAGCAGUGGGAGAGAUGUGCGUAACAUGCAGCGGAGAGCAGUGAUCAUCAUCUGCGCGCCGCAUCGCCGUGGACCGCCGUGCGCACUCGAAGACGGAGACAGACCGAGGGGCGCAGCCCGCUCUGCCGAACCUGUCGAGAGCGAGACGCAGCCGAUGACAGAGCCGUGAAGGAAACCAAAAUAAGGAAUAGAAGAAGGGGAAGAUGUUAGCCCUUCAGACGGUGAUUGGGGGUUAAUCACCCUACUGUGUUUUGGAGCCACUCUGACGCACCGGCGGCGGAAAGCAAAGAGCGCAUAUAUAUAUAUAUAUAUUACACGGAAUCCUUAGCCCUCUCCAUCAACACCCAAACUGGACUAUCAACUGAGGAUUUUCUUUUGUUUUCCACGAAUGCUGAAUUACAUGGCCAACAGAAUAUGAGUCGGCGCGUGUCUGUGAGCUGAGGUGGAGUGUGUCUAUCCCCGCUGCACGGCUGUCUCGGUCCGCCACAAACCUUCCUACGCCAGGAUGCAGCUGCUCAGAGUUGCGUGGGCACUGACCGGAGCGGCGAUCUGCUGCUUUCUCAUUCUCCUUAUUCACUCCCGCCUGCUCAAAGAAGGCCAGCUGGCAGCGGGGACAUGUGAGAUUGUGACGCUGGACAGGGACAGCAGCCAACCACGGCGGACCAUCGCCAGGCAGACAGCCCGCUGUGCCUGUAAGAAGGGCCAGAUCGCUGGAACUACAAGAGCCAGACCUGCCUGUGUGGACGCUGGUAUUGUUCGGAAAAAGCAGUGGUGUGAGAUGGUGCCAUGUUUGGAGGAUGAAGGCUGUGACCUGUUAGUCAAUAAAUCUGGUUGGACUUGUACACAGCCCGGAGGCCGAGUCAAAACCACCACGGCUCUAUGACGCGACAAGAGUCCCCCUCGACACUCUUGCACUAUGGAGAGCAUUGAUGACCCCUUGACAGACAGCCAAAAACCAUCUACCAACACCACCAACACCACCCUACCACCACCAACAACACCACCACAACAACAACAACAACAACAACAACUCCACCCAAACCCUGGUCCCGCAAAGGCAGGAAGCAACACAAGCAGCUACAGAGCACCAAGGGCCUCAUGGAGGCAGCAAGGUCUCAUAACGCAGCCAGAGAUGGGAAAACCAGGGAGUGACUGUUUGAGGGAGCAAACUCUCCCCUGGACACUGGACAAACCACUCGCUGUUAAACACUGUCUAUUUCCUGUGACCGGCUCCUCUGGGUUUAUGACUGCUCCCUCCUGCUAUCUGUCGUAGGGUCAAAAUGUUGCGUCCACCUCCUCUUCACUCUAUCUGCCUGCUCUGUGAAGUUAGCAGUGCCCGCUCGUGCCACGGAGGAUCGGACACCUUAAAAAUCCCAUGAAUGGUUUUUGCCUCAUUGGAAAUCCUCUGUUUGAAACUGCUAACUGCUUUGAAUAAGGGGAUUUUCCCACAUCACAUCCUAGCCUCUAGAGCAGGACCUCCAGAGCAAAGACGGGAUCAUUACAGACCAGACCCUGUUGCUUCUUGGAUCACCUUGCGAGGCCGUUAAAAAAAACAAACUGAGCGCACUCUGCUGUGAAUAGGCCUUCUGCUGGAGUAAACCUCCCAUAUUUUUAUAGACCAAAGAGCAAAACAACAAAUACGAUCCAUAUGACAGAGCGGACCAUCUGGCAAACACAGACAGAGACUUUGUGAACUUGCUGUUUGUGUCACCACCGACCGACGACUGCCCUCCCCCACAGAGACACGGUGCACAAGUGGACUGAUGCAAACUGAACCUGGCGUCUGGUGGCGUAUGUACCGUACACAAUCAAAGGAGUACUUUUAAAAACUUUCCAGACAGACGUUUUUUUUCUCAAUCUAAGCCCACCACUGUAUUUUGGAACUGGAGAUAUAGGUACUACAUACGUAUAACUGUGUAUCGAAAAAAACAAAAAAAGAAAAAAAAUCUGAUUUGCAUUUUUCAGUAGCUACGGUUGGGACAGCUUGCAGGAAGCGUUGGUCACGGAUAAGCAGCGCAAAUCAUAUCAAAGAGAUGAUGAAUAUCUACGGAGAGUAUAAAUGCUGUUGAGUCUGAAAAGAAGGAGUAAAGAAAUGUCAUUAAAUGUAUUUUGAAAGGCCCUAAAAAGUUAUAUAUUUAACAGUUUUAUAUGUUGUACCUUUGUAGAGAAGCUUAUUGGACUUAAAAUGUGGUCACAAUGGCAGUUUAGUAGGAUGUGAACAAAUGCUGUUGUUCUCAUUACUGCUGGCUCGUAGUCCCAGGUUUUUUUGUUCACACCUCAGUAGCCGCUUUCUUUUCAUGGUCAUCUACAAGUCACUGUCUAUCAGAACCAUUAAUGGAAAAAAAAAGGAAAGUGACACAAUUUAUUGAGGACUGAUCUGCAGCCAACUGAACAUUGUAAAUCUAUGGUAGUCAGUGGAAGCCAUUGAAAUCUGCUAAUUUGCUAUGAUAUUGUAUUGUACACGGUGUGGAAUACUGACUCAUUUCCUCUC
Molecule: messenger RNA, 3082 nt
Organism: Larimichthys crocea (large yellow croaker)
Lineage: Eukaryota; Metazoa; Chordata; Actinopteri; Sciaenidae
Gene: tafa5
Product: TAFA chemokine like family member 5
Exons: 5
Coding region: 1097-1474 (125 amino acids)
Biological process (GO): G protein-coupled receptor signaling pathway
Molecular function (GO): receptor ligand activity; G protein-coupled receptor binding
Source: RefSeq, a predicted model, not a curated record